AUGGAUUCUGCCAUAGCGAAAUAUAUUACAGAUAAUAUUUAUUGUAAUUUAACGUUAAUUGGAGAAGAUUUUCAUAAAGGAGGUUAUGGAAUUGUUAUUCAAAAACAAUGGAUCUAUGCGAAUGAUUUAGAUGUUAAUAUUUUAUCAUUAAGAGAAUCAGGUCAACUUGAGCAGUUAAGACGAAAAUGGUUUCGAAAAAAGAUUUGUCUUAUUUCAUCUGAAAUAUCGAUUGUCGUAAAAAUGAAAUCAAUCGGUGGAUUAUUUAUAAUUUUUGGACUUAUUGCUAUUCUAUGGUUCUUAUUAUUUCUAUGGUCGAAACGAUCUAGUUUUUUAAAACUAUUUCUUUAA
Molecule: messenger RNA, 348 nt
Organism: Rotaria sp. Silwood2
Lineage: Eukaryota; Metazoa; Rotifera; Eurotatoria; Philodinida; Philodinidae
Source: the annotation of a GenBank genome assembly